Molecule: messenger RNA, 555 nt
Organism: Aspergillus pseudonomiae
Lineage: Eukaryota; Fungi; Ascomycota; Eurotiomycetes; Eurotiales; Aspergillaceae
Product: MICOS complex subunit MIC10
Exons: 4
Coding region: 104-379 (91 amino acids)
Cellular component (GO): MICOS complex; mitochondrial inner membrane; mitochondrion
Source: RefSeq, a predicted model, not a curated record
CUCAAACAUCGCACCCGAUUUCAUCACCUCCUCCUUGGCUUGGUUAUUCCGCAAAUAUUACCCUAGACUCCCUCCUUAGUGUCCCUCGUCACAAUCUACCGCAAUGGCCGACUCCAACGAAUCUCAGCCGAUCGUCCGGGCCACCAAGCCCGUCAGUGAGGCAUUGCUCAAUGAGAAGUGGGAUCGCGCUAUCUCCUCCAUGAUCAUUCGCUCCUCUCUCGGUCUCGGUUUCGGUGUUGUUUUCUCAGUGCUCCUCUUCAAGCGGAGGGCUUGGCCCGCUUGGGUUGGUCUGGGCUUUGGCGCUGGACGUGCUUGGGAGGAGGCCGACUCUUCGUUCCGUCGUGGCGACUCGCCCGUUAGAGACGCUCUGCGUCGGUAGAGGGUUCAGCAUUUGAUUGUGUAUGAUACCUGUAUAGCCGAGGGAAUAAAGUCAGAUUGGGGCUUCAUUCAUACUGUUUAGAAGAAUUCCUAGGCUCUGUUUACCGUUUAGCAUGCAAUCCAUCAUUGUUGUAUCCCGCCAUUGUUCAGUUUGCGGCUUCAAUUCGCAUCGCCAGG